Messenger RNA from Condylostylus longicornis, 1056 nucleotides. RefSeq lists its product as uncharacterized. Gene Ontology annotation, cellular component: cytosol. The record is from RefSeq and is a predicted model, not a curated record. The transcript is spliced from 3 exons. Gene Ontology annotation, molecular function: ribonucleoside-diphosphate reductase activity, thioredoxin disulfide as acceptor. NCBI's taxonomy places the organism in Eukaryota, Metazoa, Arthropoda, Insecta, Diptera, Dolichopodidae. Bases 1 to 1056 code for a protein of 351 amino acids. Gene Ontology annotation, biological process: deoxyribonucleotide biosynthetic process.
AUGAAUGAAUGCAUGAAAUCAGAGUUAGAUUUAUUUGCAACUCCGCCAAUACAAACCAAUAUUUUAAAAUCUGAGGAGAAAACAAUUCAACAACCGAGUGUGGUUAAUAAUAUUUUGCAUUCUCUGAUUAAGCAAUGUAACGUACAACUUAAUGGUAAAAAUAUUACUCCAUCAGAUGGAAAUUACCAUUAUAGAGCUUAUAUUGAAUCUCUAUUAAAUUAUGGAACUGAUGCUGCAACUACUCAUUUAGAAUGUGCUGGAUGGAUUUUAGAUAAGCCGAAUAUAGCUAGAUCUGAUAAUAAUGGUUCAAAGGAACGUCAAAAACUAUAUCAUAAUAGUAACGUUGUUGAGCUUAUGGGAAAACUUCAUGUGGAUAUGUUUAAUCAACCCACUCAUUUAAUAAAUAAUGUGGAUAUUCGAAUUCUUUUUACAUUAGAAAAACCAGAUUUCUUUCUAUUUGCGGAUGACUCUGAUGAAUCACAAUUUAAAAUUGUAGAGGCUAAAUUAUUUAUGCGGCACGUAACAAUAAAUCCUAGUGUAUUGUUAGCUCACAAUGCCGUUCUAGAAAAAUCAAAUGCUAAAUAUCAUUAUAAAAGAGUGAAAGUGAAAAAUUUUACUAUCCCCAGUAAUAGUUCGUCAAUUUCGCUAGAUAAUGUUUUUAUUGGCCAAUUACCAAACACGAUUAUUUUUUGCAUGACUGAAAAUGCAGGUGUGCAAGUACCAAACGCUGCCAUAGAAACAAGUUUUUCUGAUGAUAAUAAUUGCAAUACAAGAGCUUAUCAUACGUUAUUCUCUGGAACAGGAAUUUAUCAUAACGAUAGAGGACAUCAAAUAACAAAAUCUAUGUUUGCAAAUGGUUUCUUUUUAUUGGCUUUUGAUUUAACACCAGAUGCAUCGGGUAUUGAAAUUUGCCAAGGUUUACUUAAUCAAGGAACUAUAAGAAUCGAAGCAAGAUUAUCAAAACCAACUCCAUCUACAUUAACAGCACUUAUUUAUGGAGAAUUUGAUUCCAACGUUCAAAUAGACAAAAAUUGCAAUGUCUACACAAAUGUAUAA